Dermatophagoides farinae (American house dust mite) is the source of this 728-nucleotide messenger RNA. RefSeq lists its product as uncharacterized. The record is from RefSeq and is a predicted model, not a curated record. Lineage: Eukaryota; Metazoa; Arthropoda; Arachnida; Sarcoptiformes; Pyroglyphidae.
UUUUUCUUGUCAACAAAAUAAAAAAAUGUUUCGUUUGAUACUGUUGAUCGGUUUUGUUGCCGGCAUAGCAGUUGCGAAGCCUUAUGGUCAUGGGGGUGGUCAUGGUUACGGGCACGGUCAUGCUGUUUCCGCAGCUGUAUUAAGUCAUCAUAAUGUCAAAUAUUAUGACGUUCCAAGCCAUGGUCAUGUAAAACCAACAACGAUCGAUGUACCGCCAAAUCAUGUACCAAUAAAUUUUGUUUUCCGUUCAGCAUCCAGUAUGAUACAUGCACAACAAAAACACAUCGGCUCACCUGGUUCUUAUCAAACAUCAUAUUCAAAAGAUGCUCCACACGUUUUAAAACACCAUGUGACUAAACCAAUUAUUCAGGAAGUACAUGAAGUUAUAUCACCAUAUCGUAAAGUUGUCCAAACUGUUGAACCGGUUAAAGAAGAAAUUAAAACAGUUGUUGCACGUGGUUAUGGCCAUGAUUCCUAUGGACAUGGCGGCGAUAGCUAUGGCCAUGGUGGAGAUAGCUAUGGACAUGGUGGCGAUAGCUAUCACGGUGGUGGGCAUGAAUAUGGACAUGAAGAAAAAGGUUACGGCGGUGGUGGUGGUGGUGGACAUGAAUAUGGAGGCCAUUAUUGAUGAAAACACACAUCUCCCUGAUGAAUAAGUGUGAAUGAAGAAUAAAUAUGGAAAACAACAACAAAAUGAUAUCUACUUAGAUUUUUUUCAAAUCAAAUAU